Messenger RNA from Dimorphilus gyrociliatus, 1832 nucleotides. The record is from the annotation of a GenBank genome assembly. NCBI's taxonomy places the organism in Eukaryota, Metazoa, Annelida, Polychaeta, Dinophilidae.
CAUUUUUUCUAAAGAACUCAAAGAUGGAACGUGCAAGACGUAUUGAAGGCCACUUGAGAGGAAAUAAAGUAAACUUACAAGCUAAUUUCUGUUCGGCUCCCAAUUUCGCUCAAUCGGACGAAGAUGUAGUUAUAGUUGCAGCUAAAAGAACACCAAUCUGUAAAGCUAAGAGAGGAAGCUUCAAGGAUACUUCUCAUUCUGAUUUACUGAAUGCGGCUCUCCACGCUGUCCUUAAGGAUGGAGGUGUUAGACCGGAUCAGGUUCAAGAUAUUUGCGUUGGUAACGUUUUAAGACCUGGAUCAGGUGCAAAUGAUUUUAGAAUGGCUCAAUUAUUUGGUGGCUUCCCCGAAACAGUACCACUAACUACCUGUAAUAGGCAAUGUUCUUCCGGUUUACAAGCGGUGAUGAACAUUGUAGGAUCCAUCAGAGCUGGCCAAAUCGAUAUCGGAAUUGGUGCUGGGGUAGAGUCUAUGUCAAUUGAUAGCAUGGGAGCCGCAGCUAACAUGGCAAUCCAUCCUAAAGUCUUUGAACACGAAACAGCCGUUCAAUGUCUCUUACCUAUGGGAAUGACCUCUGAGAACGUUGCCGAAAGAUAUGGUAUCACUAGACAGCAGCAGGAUGAAAUGGCUGUACGAUCACAUGCAAAUGCGGCAAAAGCUCAAAAUAACGGUCUAUUCGAUAAUGAAAUUGUACCUGUUAAAACAGUACUAAUUGGCAAAGAUGGCGAAGAAAAAGAAGUUAUUGUUUCUAAAGAUGAUGGUGUAAGAGAAGGAACAAAUCUCUCAAUUCUUGGUAAAUUAAGAGCCGCUUUCAAAGAAAAUGGAUCAACAACUGCAGGAAAUUCAAGCCAAGUUAGCGAUGGAGCUGCUGCAGUCUUACUUGCUAGGAGAAAUGUUGCCAGAAAAUUAGGCCUACCAAUUUUGGGUGUUGUACGCUCGUACGCUGUCGAAGGAGUUCGUCCGGACGUGAUGGGUAUUGGACCCGCCGUUGCCAUUCCAUCAGCACUGAAAAAAUUAUCACUUAACAUUAACGAUAUCGAAAUUUAUGAAAUUAAUGAGGCUUUUGCAUCGCAAGCAACUUACUGUGUCGAUAAACUUGGCAUUCCAGCCGAAAAAGUUAAUCCUAAGGGUGGAGCCAUCGCUCUUGGUCAUCCUUUGGGUUGUACAGGAGCAAGACAAAUUUCUACUUUGUUGCACGAACUAAAACGAAGGGGAAAGAGGGGAUUGGGAGUUGUGUCAAUGUGCAUCGGAACAGGAAUGGGAGCAGCAGCAGUAAUUGAAUACCCUGGAAACUAAUUUCUAUUAUAUUAGCAAUAAAUUAAUAAUGUUCUCUUUCUUUGAAUCCUUAUUCUCCCUGAUUUUCUAUUAAUUAUUCUCCCAUAUUCUUUCAAUAUUUUUCCAUAAAAGAGAAAUUUUUGAUUACCUUAUCAGACAAACAAAUAUCUUUUUGUCUUUAUAUAUCAGUAUAUAUGUUAAUAAUUCAAUAUUAUGCAUAAUUUCUAAGAAAUAUUUGCAAUUCAGAAGAAAAGUGAAAGCUUUAGUGAAAAAAACACUGUCAAAUUUUACACUAGAAUAAACAAUGAUCAAAGUUAAUAAAUAGAAGUAAUUCUGGUAUUGCGUGCUUGCAAUAGAAAUUUCAUUAUUUAGUCUAAAGUAAUAUAGUUUCCAUUUUAAAAAUAUAAUCAAAGUAGCCUUGGAAAUGAGAAAAAGACUUUUUUUCCAUAUUGUAACAGACUUUAAAUAAUGUAUUUAUACCACCUUAAGAGAUGGGUUUUUGUUAUUAUAUAUUUUCUUGAAAUAACUUAUGAAUCAGUUGUGUACAUUGGCUUUCCU